AUGACGAGAAUCAGGCCGGCCACGGACCCAAGAAUCCGCGCCCUGGAGCUGCUCGGGGUGGCGCUCUCUGCGUGCGCGUGGAUCUUCACGCUGGCGGCCACGCUCAGGUCGGCUUGGCUCACUCUGUCCACCGAGCUGCUGCCCACGGAGAGCUACGAGCUGGGCCUGUGGGAGACGUGCGUGGUGCAGGACGUGCAAGGCGCGCUCCUGUGUCGACGCCACGACAGCCCGCUGGCCUUGCCGCGUGACAUCAAGCUGGCGCGCGUGCUCGUGUGCGCGGCGCUGUGCGCCGGGCUGCUGGUGCUCGCGCUCGCCAUCCCGGGCUUGCACGCGGUCAACGCGCGGGUGGACGGUCGCGUGAAGAAAGCGAUGAAAAUGUGCGGCGGGGCGCUGAGCAUCGCGUGCGGCGUUCUGGUGCUCGUUCCGGUGUCGUACGUCGCGCACGUCGCGGCGCUCCGCUUCUUCGACGAGUCGGUGCCGGACGUGGCACCGCGCUGGGAGUUCGGGGACGCGCUCUUCUGCGGGUGGACCGCAGGCGUGUUGCACCUGAUGGCGGGGACCGCGCUGCUCGCCUCCUGUGCGUCCCUGCAAAACCUUCACGCCCCCGCCCCACUGGAUCAUCUGCGGCCGGGACCGAGAACGGAGUACGUCUAA
Molecule: messenger RNA, 654 nt
Organism: Phycodurus eques (leafy seadragon)
Lineage: Eukaryota; Metazoa; Chordata; Actinopteri; Syngnathiformes; Syngnathidae
Product: putative claudin-24
Exons: 1
Coding region: 1-654 (217 amino acids)
Biological process (GO): bicellular tight junction assembly; cell adhesion
Cellular component (GO): plasma membrane; bicellular tight junction
Molecular function (GO): structural molecule activity
Source: RefSeq, a predicted model, not a curated record